Loa loa (African eye worm) is the source of this 1137-nucleotide messenger RNA. RefSeq lists its product as hypothetical. The record is from RefSeq and is a predicted model, not a curated record. Lineage: Eukaryota; Metazoa; Nematoda; Chromadorea; Rhabditida; Onchocercidae. Bases 1 to 1137 code for a protein of 378 amino acids. The transcript has 6 exons.
AUGUUAGAUGAAUCAUCACGAUUACGACAAACAUUUGAUGAUGCACAUGAAAAUUUGCUCGAAAAAUCUAUCUCAUUGUUAGAGUCUAGAAAUGAUAAUAACAAGUUAGUAUAUCAAUUAAUGCAAGGACAAAAACAACAAAAUUAUAAUUCAUCAGCAAACGGUGAUUUAUUUCAUGAAUCAUCAAAAGAAAUUGAAAAUCGAGAAUAUAAUACAUCCGAUAUAUCAGAUCCACGUUUCUCUUAUGCUAAUCCAUAUAGCAGUUAUGCAAAUGCGAUGUUAUCACCAUUAAUGGAAAUGCAAACAUUAUCAUCAAAAAUACAUUCUGAAAGUAGAAUGGAGGAAGAGGAUGAAUUUAAUGAAACAAUUGAAGCUAUGAAAUAUGUGAAAGAUCAUCAGAACAGGAUGAAUAAAAAUGAAGAAAUUAGCCAUGAAAAAGGUAAAUUUGGGAAAUUAAACUUAAUGCACGAUGAAAUUAUUCAAGAAUUGAAGCCAAAUGAUGCAACUAUCAUUGUUCAUCCGGAAAUACAUAUUCCGGCAGCAAUAAUAUCUGAUACUAAUAAGGAGCAGAAAAAGGAAAUCAAUGAAAUGAAUGAAAAUUUACCAAUGAGUAAAAUUAAUCCACAAAUUAAAUUGGGUAAAGUAGAAGCACGAGUGUUUCUUCGUGAUGCAAAACCAAAAAUGUAUCAUUCGGAAGCACAACAACGACCACAGAUAUCAAGUGAUACAGAAUCUCGAAUGAUUGUUACUGAUGAAGAUUCAAGAUUGUAUUAUACUGAUUCAGAAUGUAUUACAUCUCAUAACAAACAUCAUUUUCAAAGGCAUAAAAAACCAAUCCAUUAUGCAAUACCAUAUUAUGCACGAGUACCAAAUACUCAGGAAACUACUCAAACUGAUACUUUAGUGCAGCAAUUUUUGAUGCGUGUUAAUAUUAGCGAAGAUCGUUCAUGUGUUAUUCCGGAUCGUUUACAACCUCAUCAACCAUCAUUUUCAUCAUCAUCAUCAACAUCACCAACAUUCAAACAUCCUAUAAAUGAAAGAAAAUCAACGAUGAAUGAAAUUCAACAUACCGUAAAUCAACAACAAUUAUCACCUGAUGAAACUAAUCGAAUUAAUUGUAAACAUACUCUUGUAUAG